Calypte anna (Anna's hummingbird) is the source of this 1992-nucleotide messenger RNA. RefSeq names its product G protein subunit alpha i2 (gene GNAI2). The record is from RefSeq and is a predicted model, not a curated record. Gene Ontology annotation, biological process: adenylate cyclase-modulating G protein-coupled receptor signaling pathway; gamma-aminobutyric acid signaling pathway. Gene Ontology annotation, molecular function: GTPase activity; G protein-coupled receptor binding; G-protein beta/gamma-subunit complex binding. Bases 62 to 1129 code for a protein of 355 amino acids. Gene Ontology annotation, cellular component: heterotrimeric G-protein complex. The transcript has 9 exons. NCBI's taxonomy places the organism in Eukaryota, Metazoa, Chordata, Aves, Apodiformes, Trochilidae.
GGCGGGGCCGGUCCGGUGGGAGCCGCGGGCGCGCGCAGCAGCCGCCGCCGCCGCCGCCGCCAUGGGCUGCACCGUGAGCGCCGAGGACAAGGCGGCCGCCGAGCGCUCCCGCAUGAUCGACAAGAACCUGCGGGAGGACGGCGAGAAGGCGGCGCGGGAGGUGAAGCUGCUGCUGUUGGGUGCUGGCGAGUCUGGGAAGAGCACCAUUGUCAAACAGAUGAAGAUAAUCCAUGAGGAUGGAUACUCAGAGGAGGAGUGCCGGCAGUACAAAGCUGUGGUCUACAGCAACACCAUCCAGUCCAUCAUGGCCAUCAUCAAGGCGAUGGGGAACCUGCAGAUUGACUUUGGAGACUCCUCCAGAGCAGAUGAUGCUCGGCAGCUGUUUGCGCUCUCCUGCACUGCCGAGGAGCAGGGCAUCAUGCCUGAGGACCUGGCCAACGUCAUCCGGAGGCUGUGGGCUGACAAUGGGGUGCAGGCGUGCUUCAACCGCUCCCGAGAGUACCAGCUGAACGACUCAGCUGCCUACUAUCUGAACGACCUGGAGAGGAUAGCCCGUGCCGACUACAUCCCCACCCAGCAGGAUGUGCUGCGCACCAGGGUGAAGACCACCGGCAUCGUAGAGACCCACUUCACCUUCAAGGACCUGCACUUCAAGAUGUUUGAUGUGGGUGGCCAGCGCUCAGAGCGGAAGAAGUGGAUCCACUGCUUCGAGGGAGUGACAGCCAUCAUCUUCUGCGUGGCCCUGAGUGCCUAUGACCUGGUGCUGGCUGAGGACGAGGAGAUGAACCGCAUGCAUGAGAGCAUGAAGUUGUUUGACAGCAUCUGCAACAACAAGUGGUUCACAGACACAUCCAUCAUCCUCUUCCUCAACAAGAAGGACCUCUUCGAGGAGAAGAUUGUGCACAGCCCCCUGACUAUUUGCUUCCCUGAGUACACAGGGGCCAACAAAUACGACGAGGCAGCCGGCUACAUCCAGAGCAAGUUUGAGGACCUGAACAAGCGGAAGGACACCAAGGAGAUCUACACCCACUUCACCUGUGCCACCGACACCAAAAACGUGCAGUUCGUCUUUGACGCCGUCACCGACGUCAUCAUCAAAAACAACCUGAAGGACUGUGGGCUCUUCUGAGGGCCGGCGCUGCCCAGGACCCCGGUCGUGCCAGCAAAGGAAGGACCAUGCUGCCCCCCCACUCCUGCUUCUCUUCGGUUUCAUCCCUCUGCCCUCACCCCAUAAAGAGACUUUUUGGUUGUCAGUGUGGGGACAGGGCCUGUGUAUCUCCCGCCAUCCUCCUUCUCACCGGCGUCACCCCUCCUGGGGAAAAAGAGGUUUUAAUCUUGGUUUUUAACCCCUGACCUGCUCCAGUUCCCACCCCCCCAUCCCCCCUGGUUAUUCGCUCCUGAGCCCUGGCGCUCUCAGUGUUUACAUUGCAAGUGUUGCUGGCACGGGGGGAACAGGGGGGUCCCCUUGGGACCACCCACCCGGCCGAAAACACGACCGAUGACAUUCCUUUUAGUAAAUCAGAAAAGAAAGAAAAAAGGGAAAAAAAACCCCAAACCAAAAUGCCACCCCCAAGCCCCCCGGAACUGCAAAAACAAAACAAACCACGCCACACCGGCUGGGACCAGGUUGCUUUUUAAAGACAACUUUUUACCAAACUAUUUAAAAGCAUCAAGUGCUACGUGGUGGCCAGCCCACCCCCAACCGUGUGCCUUGGGGGGGGGGGGCCUGCACCCCAGCCCCCCUCGUUGCCUCUCGCCCUGCCUCCCCAAGGGAGGGGCAGCCCCUGGCAGGCAGCGGCUGGGCAGGAGGGCGGGCAGGGGGAUGCUGCCCGCUGCCUGUAUCCCCCCCCUCUUCUUUCUAAGCCUAGUUCUGUAGGGCUAGCUGUUGCUGUACAGAGUGGCCCCUGCUGUCACCCCUCCCAAGCCUGGGGGGGGCCCCCUCAGCCGGUGCCCAUGGCCUUGCUUUACCCACAGGAUGUUUUACCGAAUUCU